Piliocolobus tephrosceles (Ugandan red Colobus) is the source of this 1147-nucleotide messenger RNA. Its product is annotated as pregnancy-specific beta-1-glycoprotein 2-like. The transcript has 6 exons. The record is from RefSeq and is a predicted model, not a curated record. The coding region runs from base 1 to 993 and encodes 330 amino acids. NCBI's taxonomy places the organism in Eukaryota, Metazoa, Chordata, Mammalia, Primates, Cercopithecidae.
AUGGGGCCCCUCUCAGCCCCUUUCUGCACACUGCACAUCACCUGGAAGGAGCUCGUGCUCACAGCAUCACUUUUAAUCUUCUGGAACCCGCCCAAUGCUGCUCAAGUCACAAUUGAAGCCCAGCCAAUGAAAGUUUCUGAGGGGAAGGAUGUUCUUCUACUUGUCCACAAUUUGCCCCAGAAUCUUACUGGCAACAUCUGGUACAAAGGGCAAAUAACAGACCUCCACCAUUACAUUAAAUCAUAUGUAAUAGACUCUGAAACAAUUAUAUUUGGGCCUGCAUACAGUGGACGAGAAACAGUAUAUUCCAAUGCAUCCCUGCUGAUCCAGAAUGUCACCCAGAAGGACACAGGAUCCUACACCAUACAAAUCAUAAAGCGAGGUGAUGGGACUGAAGGAGUAACUGGACAUUACACUUUAUACCUGGAGACUCCCAAGCCCUCCAUCUCCAGCAGCAACUUAAACCCCAGGGAGGCGGAGGAGACUGUGAUCUUAUCCUGUGAUCCUGACACUCAGAAUGUAAGCUACCGGUGGUGGAUAAAGGGUCAGAGCCUCCCUAUCAAUCGCCCAUGGCAGCUGUCCGAAAACAACAGGAUCCUCACUCUAUAUGGUGUCACAAAGGAUAUUGCAGGACCCUAUGAAUGCGAAAUGAAGAACCCAGUGAGUGCCAGCCGCAGUGACCCAGUCACCCUGAAUCUCAUCUAUGGUCCGCACGUCCCCAGCAUUUUAUCUUCAUCCCCCUAUUACCGUUCAGGAGAAAACCUCUACUUGUACUGCUUCGCGGACUCUAACCCACCGGCAGAGUAUUCUUGGACGAUUAAUGGGAAGUUUCUGCAAUCAGGACAAGAGCUCUCUAUCCACCAAAUUACUACAAAGCAUGGCGGUAUCUAUGGUUGCUCCGCUCGUAACUCAGUCACUGGCCUUGAAAGUUCCACAGACAAGACGAUCAAAGUCUCUGCUUCUUUCGGAAGAGGACAUCUAUCCUGGCAUUAAUCCGACAAAGCAGCCGUGAUGUCAUUUCUGUAUUUCAGGAAGUCUGGCAGACAGUUGCUUUGAUUCUUCCUCGAAGUAUUUACAAUCAGCUACAGUCCAAAAUUGCUUUUUCUUUGAGUAGAUACAUGGAAAAGACUCUGACGAUGACUCUUGA